AUGCGCCAAAAUCUGCUCUCCAUUGCCUUUAGCGCCGUAUUGCUGUCUUGGACUCAGAGCAUCCUGACCGAAAACGCGGUAUUCCAGCCGUGCCCUAUUCUAAGAGCCUACUACCCUGUGCCGACCGUCGACAAGGACGCUGAAACCAUCAAGUCCAGCUUUGAAGACUUUGGCGAGAUCAUGCCUAACUUGAAUUUCUUCUCAGUAGUCUUGUUCUCGGGCUCCAAAGAGGCCGAAGAAGACCCUGUGUUUUUUGAGUGCAAUUAUACAGCCCCCAAAGCCCCGAAGCACCUAGCGCUGGACUCCGGCACAAUCUUCCCUUUUGGCACGCUUACUCAACGAUUCAAUGUCUACUCAUGGCUUGUGGGGAUUGGGGAUUGA
Messenger RNA from Colletotrichum orchidophilum, 381 nucleotides. RefSeq lists its product as uncharacterized. The record is from RefSeq and is a predicted model, not a curated record. Bases 1 to 381 code for a protein of 126 amino acids. The transcript has 2 exons. NCBI's taxonomy places the organism in Eukaryota, Fungi, Ascomycota, Sordariomycetes, Glomerellales, Glomerellaceae.